Molecule: messenger RNA, 2635 nt
Organism: Eremomyces bilateralis CBS 781.70
Lineage: Eukaryota; Fungi; Ascomycota; Dothideomycetes; Eremomycetales; Eremomycetaceae
Exons: 6
Coding region: 5-2635 (876 amino acids)
Molecular function (GO): protein binding
Source: RefSeq, a predicted model, not a curated record
AACCAUGCGCCUUCUCCAAUGUAACGAGACUGGUGAUAUUAGUCUCACCAAGGACUUGGUCGGCGACGAUCCAAUUCCUUCUUACGCCAUACUAUCUCAUACAUGGGGACUGGAUACCGAGGAAGUUACCUUUGAGGAUAUGACGAAUGGCACUAGCGAGAAAAAGGCUGGCUAUGAGAAGAUUCGAUUCUGUGGAGAACAGGCUAGAGAGGAUGGCUUGCAAUACUUUUGGAUUGAUACAUGUUGUAUCAAUAAGAAGAACUACGCCGAACUCUCACACGCAAUAGGGUCCAUGUUCCGCUGGUACCCAUGGUUCACUCGGGGCUGGACGCUUCAGGAGCUCCUUGCUCCAGCUUCGGUCGAAUUCUUCUCCCGAGAACGCAAGCGACUUGGAGACAAAAGCUCGCUACAGCAACAGAUCCACGAGAUAACGGGCGUUUCAAAGUCAUCGCUUCGUGGAGACCCUUUAUCUCAGUUCAGCGUCAAUGAGCGAAUGUCGCGGAUAAAUUCUCGCCAGACCAAACUUGAUGAAGACAAAGCCUACUCAUUACUAGGCAUUUUCGGCGUCUACAUCCCCCCUCGGUACGGCGAGGGGAUGACGAGUGCUUUCAAACGCCUCGAGGAUGAGAUUAACAAGCUGGAGAAAUGUACACGAGAUCUCCGCCUUACCGAUCCCCGCGAUGACAAAAAGCGUAUCGAAGAGUCUAAGGGUGGCUUGCUUGAGGGUUCAUACCGCUGGAUUCUUGAAAACCGUGACUUCCAACAAUGGCGUUACAGCCAGCAAAAUUGGCUGCUAUGGAUCAAGGGCGAUCCCGGAAAGGGCAAGACGAUGCUGCUCUGCGCCGACUCGGAUCUUCUAUCCUACUUCUUCUGCCAGGCGACUGACUCCAGCAUCAACAACGCCACGGCCGUGAUGCGGGGUCUGAUCUAUCUGCUUGUCGACCAACAACCAUACCUCAUCUUGCAUGUACGAAGGAAGUACGAUGAAGCUGGUAAAACGCUCUUUGAAGACUCUAAUGCUUGGACCAAAAUUUGGACAACACCUUUUUUAAUUUUCGAUGCACUAGACGAAUGCAUAGAAGGCUUGCCAAAAUUGUUGGACUUCAUCGUGCGGAUGUCUUCUGUAUCUUCUCGUGUUAAAUGGAUCAUCUCUAGCCGAAACUGGCCGAAUAUCGAACAGGAUCUCGAUGCAGCGACUCAGAAGGUGAGACUGUCUCUUGAGCUUAAUGAGAGCUCCGUCUCCGCUGCCGUCACGUCAUACAUCCAGUUUAAGGUGGAUCGGCUAGCGGAGCGAAACAGAUACAGCAGCAAUACACGGGGCAUUGUCCAGCGCUACUUGUUGCAAAAUGCACACGGCACUUUUCUUUGGGUGGCCUUGGUCUGCCAGGAACUCUCCAAAACCUCGGGAUGGAAGGCUCAGCAGAAGUUGAUAGCGUUUCCACCGGGACUCGAUGCCCUCUACAGCCGAAUGAUGGAGCAGAUCGAGGAUUCGGAGGAUGCUGAACUCUGUAAACGUAUAUUGGCUGUGGUUUCGGCCGUGUACCGACCUCUCACGCUGUGCGAGCUGGAGUCUCUCGUGGACAUACCCUCCGGCGCAUUCGAAGCUCUAUCAGAGAUCAUAGGGCUUUGUGGCUCUUUUCUAACGCUCCGAGAACGCACCAUUUCCUUCGUUCAUCAGUCAGCGAGUGACUUUUUGGUCGAAAAGACAUACAACGAGAUCUUUCCGUCUGGGAUAGAAUAUAUACAUCACACCAUCUUCUCGCGAUCGCUACAGGUCAUGUCGAAGACACUACGACGCGAUAUCUUCGGCCUAAGUGCUCCCGGAUUUCCUAUUGACCAAGUCAAACAACCCAGUCCAGAUCCGCUAUCCCAAGCACGAUACUCGUGUGCCUAUUGGGUUAAUCACCUUCUUCACUGUGAUCCUAGCACGUGUGCCACAGACGAUCUCCAAGAUGGUGGAUCCGUCGACCAGUUUCUGCGUCAGAGCUACCUUUACUGGCUCGAGGCUCUAAGCCUCUGCAGAAGUAUAUCGGAAGGGGUAGUAUCAAUGGCAAAACUCGAGGCUCUAUCCCAAGCAAGAGCAGACGUAUCGGGAUUGCUCAACCUCGUUAAAGAUGCGCGUCGAUUUAUCAUGUCUUACAACCUAGCGAUAGAGAAUAGUCCUCUUCAGGCAUAUGCAUCUGCGCUCCUGUUUAGUCCAGUCUGCAGCCUGAUAAGGGGUCUUUUUAGACAUGAAGAGCUGGAAUGGAUCACUAUACAACCAUCGAUGCCAGCAGAAUGGAAUGCAUGUCUCCAGACGCUCGAGGGCCACAGCGGCUACGUCUUCUCGGUAGCCUUCUCGCACGACUCGGCCCGGCUCGCGUCGGCGUCGUACGACCGUACAGUCAAGAUCUGGGAUACCAGUAGCGGGGCCUGCCUCCAGACGCUCGAGGGUCAUAGCAGUCACGUCAACUUGGUAGCCUUCUCGCCCGACUCGGCCCGGCUCGCGUCAGCGUCGGACGACAGGACAGUCAAGAUCUGGGAUACUACUAUCGGCGCCUGCCUCCAGACACUCGAGAAGGGUCUGGGGUUGAGUGUGAAUAAAUGGUGCGGCAACUUGCUAUGGCGAACAUUUGGGAACCUUCAGGAUCGCUGA